This is a messenger RNA of Medioppia subpectinata, 369 nucleotides long. Lineage: Eukaryota; Metazoa; Arthropoda; Arachnida; Sarcoptiformes; Oppiidae. The record is from the annotation of a GenBank genome assembly.
AUGUUAAGUCCUAAAUGUGCAAACGGUUACUAUUCAACAUGCGGUUCUAACUGUCCGAUCACGUGUGAAAACUAUAACAAUCCGCCGACAUUUUGUGACUUUGUUUGCCGGGUUGGGUGUGUUUGUAACAAAGGCUAUGUUCUGUCCGGCACACAAGUACUAUUGUCUCGUAUUCGAGCACCAUUGCCGGUAUGCGUGAAUGGCAAAUACAGUUCGUGCGCUAGUCUAUGCGAAAAAACAUGCCAAAAUGUCAACAGUCCACCCAUGAUGUGCGCUGCGGUUUGCGUUAACGGAUGUGUCUGUAACCCGGGUUAUAUCAAGGAGUCUAGUAAUAGCCUACGAUGUGUGGCGGCGGCGAAUUGCGCAUGA